Messenger RNA from Colletotrichum karsti, 1608 nucleotides. Its product is annotated as cytochrome P450. Bases 1 to 1608 code for a protein of 535 amino acids. Lineage: Eukaryota; Fungi; Ascomycota; Sordariomycetes; Glomerellales; Glomerellaceae. The record is from RefSeq and is a predicted model, not a curated record. Gene Ontology annotation, molecular function: heme binding; monooxygenase activity; iron ion binding. The transcript has 3 exons.
AUGGGCUUGGUCGAUACAGCCCUCCAAUAUGUCACCGUCAAGGCCGUCGCCGUCUUUGCGGUAGUGGCAUGGUGGCUAUGGAUCGCCGUCUCGCGCCUCGACGAGGCCGUACGCCUGCGCCGUCUAGCCCCCGGCACCCGCGGCCAAAAUCUCAACGCCCAUCUCCCCGGCGGAAUCGACUUCGUUUUCAAGGCGGUCCGCGGGGCCGUCACGCACAAGAAUGUCGACUUUUGGCUCGACAUGCUGUCCAGGGUCAAGGGCUGGACCGGCGAGAAGAGGGUCCUCGGCAUGCGCAUCGUCUUCACCGCCGAGCCCGAGAACAUCAAGGCCAUCCUCGCCACGCAGUUCUCCGACUACGGCAAGGGAGAGCCGUUCCAUGAGGAAUGGCACGAGUUUCUGGGCGACAGCAUCUUCACCACCGACGGCGACCAGUGGCACGCCAGUAGACAGCUCAUUCGCCCGCAAUUCGUCAAGGACCGUGUAAGCGACUUGCAGUGCUUCGAGACGCACAUCCAGACCCUCUUUAAGGCGAUUGCCAAUGGCGGUGCUCUCGAUGGCGAGGACCAGGUGGUUGAUAUGAACGCCGACGGCAAGGUCAUGGAUAUCUCGGAGCUGUUCUUCCGCUACACACUCGACGUAGCGACCGACUUCCUUCUUGGCCAAGAUGUCAAGUCUCUCACAACAAUCAAGCAAGAGUUCGCCGAGGCCUUCAACGAAGUCCAACGGGUCCAGAACAUCCUCGCCCGCGCCGCAAAGCUCAAGCCCUUCGUCCCCCGCACCUCCUUCCGCGCGGGUCUCCAGGUAAUCAACGCCUUCGUCAACAAGUUCAUCGAGCGCGCCCUGCGCCUCAGCCCCGAGGAGCUCGCCUCCAAGUCCAAGUCCGACCACGGCUACACCUUCCUCCACGAGCUCGCCAGCUUCACCCGCGACCGCACCGUCCUGCGCGACCAGCUCGUCGCCGUCUUGCUGGCGGGCCGCGACACCACCGCCUCCACCCUCUCCUGGACCAUCUACGAGCUCGGCCGCCACCCGGAGAUCGUCCGCAAGCUGCGCGCCGAGAUCGUCGACCAGGUCGGCCUCGACCGCGAGCCCACCUACGCCGACCUCAAGAGCAUGAAGUACCUCCAGAACGUCAUGAACGAGAUCUUGCGGUUGUACCCCGUCGUGCCCUUCAACGUCCGCCUCGCCCUCAAGGACACCACGCUGCCAGUCGGCGGCGGGCCCGACGGCACCCUGCCCCUGGCCGUGUGCAAGGACACCCCCAUCGGGUACUCGACGCUGCUGAUGCAGAGGCGCGAGGACCUGUACCCGCCCGUCUCCGAGAAGUUCGCGCACCCGAGCGAGUUCAGCCCCGAGAGGUGGUAUCACUGGCAGCCGAAGCCGUGGACGUACGUGCCCUUCAACGGCGGGCCGCGCAUCUGCAUCGGGCAGCAGUUCGCGCUCACCGAGAUGGGGUACACGCUGUGUCGGCUGUUCCAGCGGUUCGAGAGGGUCGAGAGUUUCAUGGACGAGGUCGACGGCGGCAAGCCCAUGCUCAAGGCCGAGAUCGUGCUGCAGCCUGGUCAGGGAGUCAAGGUUGCGUUUUACAAGGGCCCGAAGCAGGAAUGA